CACCCUCUUCUCCCCAUCUCCCCUCCGCCUACCUCCCAAAUCCCAACUCUCGCUCGAUGCAGAUGCUCGCACCGACCGACUCGAUGGAUCGCAUCGACCAUGCGCGGGGCCGCCUCGCAGUGCUCUCUUCCCACCUCCUCGGUGCUGGCAUGGAGGGCGCGGACCUUCUCUCCUCCCCCCUUCUGUGCGUGAGGUGUUGUACAUGUACAACGUUGGUGUCGUGCAGAAGAGGCCAACGCCGUCCUCGAGUGCCUCCGCCACCAGGUGCAUGCACUCCCGUCAUCCCGCUAAUCUCCGGUCUCUACAUGCAAGGUGGUGUCUGCAUCGAGCCGGGCUUCUUCGCCGUCCACCAGGACUUCGUCGUUUGUGGCGUCGCCCACUUCCUCGAUGUUGCCGGCAAGUUGGUAUUCGACGACCGCCUGCACGUCCUGCUCCGGAGGUCCGAGACUGGGCUAAUGGUCAACACGCCGAAGCUCAUGGCGCCCUACACCUCCCAGCCAGUGGCCGUGCCGGAGGACUGCCGCUCCAUGUUCAUCACCUUCUCCAAGGGAAAUGCCCUCCACCGCGAGGAUAUCGUCCAGUACUUCAGGCAUUUGUUUGUUGCAGCUUUGUCCCUGACCGAACUUGAAACCUAUCUAUCAGCCAUGAAAAAACAUGGUUCAGAUAGUGCAGCAGCUCUACUUGUGACUAGAUCGCUUGCCUAAUUUGUGGGGUUCACUAAUCUAAAAAAUGAACAUAAUUGCUUGGUUCGUCUCGAUGCUAAGGCUUGUUGAUUUGGUGGAUUCCCCCAUGUAGUUGUUAGUCUAGGUUCAUAACUGAAAUAGGAAUUUCACAAGCAGGUACUACAUUGUAAUUUUCUAAUGACCCUGUUGACUAUGUUUGGUCUCAUCUGGUUGUGCACUUGUGCUAGACUUGAAUAUUUCCAAAGUUUAACUCAGAGUACACAUAACAGUUGGGGUACCAUGUUAUCUUCAAAUGGCCAUCUUAUUUCUGGGAUCACUUUGUGAAUGUGUGUGGUUCUCAAAUCCCCUAGCGUGUGUCACCUCCAAUAUGAUUUCUCAAAUGCAACAUUUUGCUCCACAAAAAGAAAGUGCAUCAUUCUGCCAUCGAUGUCAUCUAUAUAUCUAACCAGUGCUUUUUUGGUACAUGGCACACACGAACAUGCUGGUGACCUUAAUCAGGCAGGCAAUGCACACUUCACUGAAGGAGAUAGCACAGUGUUCGAGCAGCGGGUGAACCGCCUGGAGGCCGACCCCCCCCCCCCCACCGUCAUGCUCUUCCACGCCAGCACCAGCACCAACAGCCUCCCAAUGCUCGAGAGCAGAAAGUGGAGCCAGAAGCAGCACCGGCGGCAGUUGAGUCUCAAGGAAGGCGUCCUGAGCACGUGAUCGUCCACCACCGACCACAAGAAACAAGCUUUCAUGGACUAGUAUACAACUUGACUCACUUCUAAGAAGCUCGUCUGCAAAACUAUGAUGCUGGAUUUUCGUAGUUCAUUUCAUUCACUCUUUUGUACAAUUGGCUAUCAUGGAUGUAAUGUCAUAGUACUGUAGAACAACAUGAUGGACUUGUACAAUAACUUAUUAUGUUAUGUAAACCUGGAAGAUGUAUUAUGUGGUGUUAUAUGAUGGAUGAUUUUAAUUCGA
This is a messenger RNA of Hordeum vulgare subsp. vulgare (domesticated barley), 1646 nucleotides long. RefSeq lists its product as uncharacterized. The record is from RefSeq and is a predicted model, not a curated record. Bases 57 to 704 code for a protein of 215 amino acids. The transcript is spliced from 4 exons. Lineage: Eukaryota; Viridiplantae; Streptophyta; Magnoliopsida; Poales; Poaceae.